CACAACUCAUUUACAACACAAAAAUACAAACCAGAAAUAGUGAACGUCUGCUUUUCUACCCCAUUUUUUCAUUACAUUUUACAGGGGAAAAAACUUUGAAGUUCCUUGCAGUUUCUGUCUGAUUGGAGGUUCCUUCACAAAAGCCGGAAAAUGAAGCCGGCGGUGGUCUAUUCCCUUCUGGCCACCGCCUUUCUCUUCAUCCUUGCCUUCGCUCCGAAACCAGAGAGGGGUCCUUACAGCCAGCUUCGUCUUGGUCGAUGCCUGGGUUGCAAGCACCUAAUCUUUGAUCCGUUGGUAGCAAAAAUGGAGAGAUCAUUAGAAGAAGAGAGUUGGAGUGAGAAAGAUGAACAUGACCUUGAAGAUUAUUACAAGUCUCAAAUGAAACAUGAUUGGGAUAGAAAUCCAUUUUCUGACAUUCCCGAAGAGGAUCCUGAGGACUAUUUUUCUGAGAAGGGACAGUUAAAUAUACCUGGGAGGUUGCUAGUUUUGUUUCCUUUCCUGGAUAAGACACCAAAAGAUGGGGUGAUCAGUUUUAAGGAAUUAGAGGCUUGGAAUGUUUGGCAAGCAACAAACCGGUUGAAUCAGCGAACUAUGAGGGAAAUGAAGGAACACGAUCUAGACGGAGACAAAUUCAUCACACUGAAAGAAUAUCUCCCCAAUCUCUUUGACAACAAUGAUAUAGAUAUGAAUGACAAGACGCAUGGCAAACCAGAGUGGUGGAGCGAACAGUUUAUUAAUGCAGACAUAGAUGGCAAUGGCCGUCUCAAUUUCACAGAAUUCAACGAUUUCCUGCACCCUGAAGACAGUGACAAUGAAAGUAUCCAGCUAUGGAUGGUGAAAGAAAAGAUUCAAGGCAUGGAUUAUGACAAAGAUGGGAAAUUGAAUUUCAUAGAAUUUAGUGAACGGGCUUAUGAUGUUUACAAGAACUACAUUGAAUUCGAAAAUGAUGGGAACAACUUACCAAGCGCAGAGGAAAAAUUUGCUGAGCUUGAUGUGAACAUGGACAAAUACUUAACAGUAGCAGAACUGAGGCCCCUCACGCACCACCUAAAUCCAGGAGAACUUUCUUAUGCUAGGUAUUUUACGAAAUACCUAAUCCGGAUGGCUGAUGAUGAUAGAGAUGGAACACUGUCCCUAAACGAGAUGUUAAAUCACCCUCACAUUUUCUACAGCACAGUCAUUCAUGAAAGUGAACUUGCAGAUGAUGAUUAUUCCCACGAAGAACUUCGCUGAUCCUCAGAUGUUUUUUCCAGAUCAGAACAAACACGCAUUCCGUUGUUGCUGCUUGCAAGGGUUCGCCACCCUUAUAUGGUUCAUUUUGAGUUUGUAAGAUGCUUAAGCAUCGUUACUUCUCCAAUUUUUGUCAGGAAAAAAAUGAACACUUUUUUUUUUCAUAAUUCAAACAAUCCAAAUUAUGCCAAACCCAAAAAGAAUGAUACUAGGUAGCUAGAAAUUUCAGAAGUAGGAUCAGAUAUUGUAAUCAAUUUCCUAGUGAUAGUAACAACAUAGUCUGUUUUUGUUAAGAAAUUCUCUAGAUAGAGUUAGAAAACAUGUUCUAAUUGAA
Molecule: messenger RNA, 1564 nt
Organism: Papaver somniferum (opium poppy)
Lineage: Eukaryota; Viridiplantae; Streptophyta; Magnoliopsida; Ranunculales; Papaveraceae
Product: reticulocalbin-2-like
Exons: 6
Coding region: 151-1233 (360 amino acids)
Cellular component (GO): endoplasmic reticulum
Molecular function (GO): calcium ion binding
Source: RefSeq, a predicted model, not a curated record